This is a messenger RNA of Paramuricea clavata, 1699 nucleotides long. Lineage: Eukaryota; Metazoa; Cnidaria; Anthozoa; Malacalcyonacea; Plexauridae. The record is from the annotation of a GenBank genome assembly.
AUGGCGUCUCGAAUCACUGACUUUUUUGCAAGAAAAAAUGCAAAUUCUACAACAUCUAAUACCGCCAUACCUGUACUUCCGGAUGUAAAUGACCGGGAAAUGCCAAAUCCGGAUUCAAGCACGAAGAAACGUGUCUUGAAACUAGCGACAGUUAAGAGGUGGAUUAACGAAGAUCUAGCCAAAGAUAAUGGUAGUAUUUGGAUGCAUUACGAAGCUAACAAGCAGGAACAUGUUGAAAAUCUAUACUGCAAAAUUUGUCAAAAGUAUAAGGAGCAAAUAUGUACCAUGAAAGAUUUCUCAUAUGCCUGGAUAAAUGGGUCAAAAAACUUGAAGUUAUCUAUCGAAUGCAAAAGAUCAUGCAAAUUCGAAGUGUCACAUUCGGGCAUUCCGAUUACACGCAAACGAGGUUAGGGCUUGCACUGGAGAAUCAUUACAGUUGCCAGAAAAACUAAUUCCCGGACUGAAACAACCAACUGUUAUCGAAGGAUUUGUUCAAAUGUCAGAUAUAAUGAAAGAACAGAUAAAAAAGAAAUUUGAGCUUGCCUAUUUCGUGGCGAAAAAGGAACUUCCUUUUACUAUGUAUGAAGAUCUAGUUACCUUAGAGAAACACCAUGGUGUUGACAUUGGCAAUGCAUAUGUAAAUCGCAUUGAAUGUGCUGAUUUUAUUGAUUACCAUGGAGAAUACCUGUCAAAAACACUGACAAACGAUCUGAAAGAAGCAAAGUUUUACAGUGUUCUAACAGAUGGAACAACAGACUGCAGUGUUACAGAGAAGGAACUUGUCUAUGUACUGUAUUUUAAUCCAAAACAAACUUGGGAAAACAUUGGGGUUAUGCUGGCAUUUCUUUGUUUGAAACAUGUCAAGAAAGCUGAUGCACCUGGCAUUAAGUCUGUAAUUGAAUGAAGCUUUGCUUCUUUGGGUAUCACUAAUAAUGAACUUUAUUCCAAACUUGUUGGGUUUGGUGCAGAUGGAGCUUCGGUGAACAGUGGUGACAAAAAUGGUGUAAAAGCCUUGCUACAGGAAAAAUCGCCAUGGUUAAUCUUCCAGUGGUGUGUGGCUCACAGAUUAGAGCUGGCCUUGAAGGAUGCACUCCAGCCAACCUUUUUCAAGCAAGUUGAUCAGAUGCUCACAAGGCUGCAUUCAUUCUAUAGCAAGUCUCCUAAGAAGCUGCAUGAGCUUAAAUCACUUCAUGAACUAUUGAAAAAUACAUUUGACUUUGUUGAAGGUUCAUUAAAGCCAAAACGAGCAAGUGGAACACGCUGGAUUUCAUUCAAGCUGGCAGCCUUAAGAUUAGUCCUUGAUAAGUUUGGAAUUUAUCUAACGCAUUUGGAAAAUCUGGCUGAACAAGAAGGAAAUGCUGAAAUUGUUGGGUACUUGAGAAGGUGGAAAACCAGUCAAAUGCUGCUGCAUAUAGCAUUCUUUAUUGAUGUGUUAACUCCUGCUGCAGAGUUAUCAAAUAUUUACCAGGAAGAAGAUAUAGAUAUUGUGAGUGCUACCAGUGCUUUAAACAGAACCAAGCACAAACUUGAACUCUACAGCAACCUGAGAUUACAAGAUCUUCCUGCCACAAAGUAUUUGCUGAGCAAAGUAGACAAACAAGGUGGUACUCACACAUACCAAGGCAUUGAAUUCAGUUCUAUUCAAUUUGAAAGAGAGUUGGAAUUGCUAAAAGCAAAGAAAGAAAAACAUAAUUACUGA